Molecule: messenger RNA, 1493 nt
Organism: Ilex paraguariensis (yerba mate)
Lineage: Eukaryota; Viridiplantae; Streptophyta; Magnoliopsida; Aquifoliales; Aquifoliaceae
Source: the annotation of a GenBank genome assembly
AGAGAGAGAGAGAGAGAGAGCUGCGGCCAAUGGGAGAUUCAAGCGAUUCUGUUUCCGUGGACAUAGAGAUGAUCUCUCUCGGCGGGAAGGAGCAUAGAAUAAAAACGGGUCUUGGUUCUGUCUCUGUUGCUGUAUUUGGAGACCAGGACAAGCAAGCUCUGAUUACGUAUCCUGAUUUAGCUUUAAAUCAUGUGUCCUGUUUCCAAGGAUUGUUCUUUGUUCCGGAAGCUUUUUCUUUGCUGCUCCAUAACUUCUGCAUUUACCAUAUUAGUCCUCCUGGGCAUGAGUUGGGAGCUGCUGAAGUGAGUCCCGAUGACCAGGUGUUAUCUGUUGAUGAUUUGGCAGAUCAGGUUGCUGAGGUUCUUGAUUACUUUGGACUUGGUGCUGUGAUGUGUAUGGGGGUGACAGCAGGAGCAUAUAUUCUUACCCUGUUUGCAAUAAAAUAUACACAACGGGUUCUUGGUUUGAUACUUGUUUCCCCUCUAUGCAAGGCACCCUCUUGGACAGAAUGGUUGUACAAUAAGGUGAUGGCAAAUCUACUUUACUUUUAUGGUAUGAGUGGUCUUGUGAAGAACUUACUGCUUAUGCGGUACUUCAGCAAGGAAGUUCGUGGCAGUGCCCUGGUACCAGAAUCAGAUACAGUUCAAACAUGUAGAAGAUCGUUGGGUGAGAGACAGAGUCCAAAUGUAUUGCGGUAUCUUGAAGCUAUUAAUGGGAGACCAGAUGUCUCUGAAGGAUUGAGGAAACUACGGUGCCAUUCCUUAAUAUUUGUUGGAGAAAACUCUCCCUUCCACUUGGAGGCGCUUCACAUGACUUCAAAAUUGGAUGGAAGAUACAGUGCCUUGGUUGAGGUUCAGGCAUGCGGCUCAAUGGUGACAGAGGAGCAACCCGAUGCCAUGCUUAUACCAAUGGAAUACUUCUUCAUGAGAUACGGCUUCUACCGGCCAUCUCAAUUCAGUGUUAGCCCAAGAAGCCCAUUGAGUCCAACUUGCAUCUCCCCAGAGCUUUUCUCACCAGAAAGCAUGGGUGUGAAGUUAAAACCAAUCAAAACAAGAAUUUCUCUCCAAGUCUGAAAGAUAGUAAGGAUUGGAAUUUUGUAAUCUUAUGUAACGGCAUGGGAUUGUAAUUUCAGUUGAUUUGAUGAAACAGUAUAGUGGCGGAAAUUACUGGAGGAUUGUAGAUAGAGAGAGAGAGAAAGAGGAGAUGAAAAAGGGGAAAAAUGAAAGGAGGGAGAUUCGAUUCUUUGAUUUGUAAUCAUAAAAGUUGGUUGAGGGCCGAGUUACCUGUACAUCCUCGGUAUAAAUAUGCAUGACAAAGCAUAAUAAAAAGUGGGUGGCAAACUUGUGCUUUAUCAAAGGCAUAUUCUUAUUCUUUAAUAAUUGAGAAUCCUCUCAAUUACGUGUUGAAUUUUAGAACUGCACUAGUUAUAACGUAAAUUCAAGAUGGUUAUUUAUUCUUGUGGAUAUGACUGCAUUUUCUUUGUUGAUACGAGG